Molecule: messenger RNA, 1639 nt
Organism: Cynocephalus volans (Philippine flying lemur)
Lineage: Eukaryota; Metazoa; Chordata; Mammalia; Dermoptera; Cynocephalidae
Gene: BMP6
Product: bone morphogenetic protein 6
Exons: 7
Coding region: 1-1524 (507 amino acids)
Biological process (GO): BMP signaling pathway
Cellular component (GO): extracellular region
Molecular function (GO): cytokine activity; growth factor activity
Source: RefSeq, a predicted model, not a curated record
AUGCCGGGGCUGGGGCGGAGGGCGCAGUGGCUGUGCUGGUGGUGGGGGCUGCUGUGCAGCUGCUGCGGGCCCCCGCCGCUACGGCCGCCCCUGCCCGCCGCCGCGGCUGCCGCCGCCGGGGCGCAGCUGCUGGGGGACAGCGGGAGCCCUGGCCGCGCGGAGCAGCCGCCGCCGCCGCCGCCGCAGUCCUCCCCGGGCUUCCUCUACCGGAGGCUCAAGACGCACGAGAAGCGGGAGAUGCAGAAGGAGAUCCUCUCGGUGCUGGGGCUCCCGCACCGGCCCCGGCCCCUGCACGGCCUCCUGCAGCCGCAGCCCCCGGCGCUCCCGCAGCAGCAGCCGCCUCGCGGGGAGCCCCCUCCCGGGCGGCUGAAGUCCGCGCCCCUCUUUAUGCUGGAUCUGUACAACGCCCUGUCCGCUGACGACGACGACGACGAGGCGUCGGAGGGAGAGAGGCGGCACCCCGGACCCCACGGAGGGGCGAGCUCGUCCCAUCCCGGGCAGCCGUCCCCCGGCGCCGCGCACCCGCUCCACCGCAAGAGCCUCCUGGUCUCCGGACCUGGUGGCGGCAGCGCGUCCCCGCUGACCAGCGCGCAGGACAGCGCCUUCCUCCACGACGCGGACAUGGUCAUGAGCUUUGUGAAUCUGGUGGAGUACGACAAGGAGUUCUCCCCUCGCCAGCGACACCACAAAGAGUUCAAGUUCAACUUAUCCCAGAUUCCUGAGGGUGAGGCGGUGACGGCUGCAGAAUUCCGCAUCUACAAGGACUGUGUUGUGGGGAGUUUUAAAAACCAAACUUUUCUUAUCAGCAUUUAUCAAGUCUUACAGGAGCAUCAGCACAGGGACUCUGACCUGUUUUUGUUGGAUACCCGCGUGGUGUGGGCCUCAGAAGAAGGCUGGUUGGAAUUUGACAUCACGGCCACGAGCAAUCUGUGGGUUGUGACCCCACAGCAUAACAUGGGAAUUCAGCUGAGUGUAGUGACACGGGAUGGACUCCACAUCAACCCACGAGCCGCAGGCCUGGUGGGCAGAGAUGGCCCUUACGACAAGCAGCCCUUCAUGGUGGCCUUCUUCAAAGUGAGUGAGGUCCAUGUGCGCACCACCAGGUCAGCCUCUGGCCGGCGCCGCCAGCAGAGUCGCAAUCGUUCCACCCAGUCCCAGGAUGUGUCUCGGGUGUCCAGCGCCUCAGACUACAACAGCAGCGAGUUAAAAACAGCCUGCAGGAAGCACGAGCUUUAUGUGAGCUUCCAGGAUCUGGGAUGGCAGGAUUGGAUCAUCGCACCCAAGGGCUAUGCUGCCAAUUACUGUGAUGGAGAAUGUUCCUUCCCGCUCAAUGCACACAUGAACGCAACCAACCACGCAAUCGUACAGACCUUGGUUCACCUAAUGAAUCCUGAGUACGUCCCCAAACCGUGCUGUGCGCCAACCAAACUAAAUGCCAUCUCAGUUCUUUAUUUUGAUGACAACUCCAAUGUCAUCUUGAAAAAAUACAGGAAUAUGGUUGUAAGAGCUUGUGGAUGUCACUAACUGGAAGCCAGUUGCUGGGGACACAAAUUCUGCCUUGGAUGCCUAGAUUACAUCUGCCUUAAACACAGCAGCACAGUGGGAGUGGGGUGAUAAGACUCUGAAAUCAUCUCAUGCU